GUGGACUUCAGUCAGUCGGUCAGCCACCUCUGGAAGCAGUUCAGGCGCUUCGGCCGCAAAGGGGACGCAGCCCAGGGCCAGGCCGCGGAAGAACACGCGGGCGGGGGCGGCGGCCGCGGCGGCGGCGGCCGCGGCGGCGGCGGCCGCGGCGGCAGGGGCGGUAGCCGGGGCGGCGGGGCAGGCGGAGGGCCGGGCAGCAAUCUGGAGCUCAAGCGCCCGAAUUUUCAUGGGGCCGGCGGCGGCGGCGGUGAUUACAGAAAACAAGGCGGAGGCGGCAGCAGCGGCAAGGGGCUGGAGGCGGCGACGGCCCCGUCUGCCGGUGGCUUGGAAGAGCAGCGCGCCCCGCCGCGUCAGCAGCAGCGGGAACGCGAGCUGGAGCCAGAGCGGGGGCGCGAGCCGGAGCGGGGCCAGGAGCGUGCGCCGCACCGGGCGCGCCGCAGCAGGAGCAGGAGCCGUGAGGCGCGGCGAGACAGGGAGGCGCGGCGCGAGCGCGAGCCGGCAAGGGAGGAAGGCAGGGAGGCCACCCGCGGCGGCAGCGACGGCCGGCAGCGGGAAAGCGGGCGCGACCCCUAUCGGGACAGGCACCACAGCGGCGGUGGCGGCGGCGACGACGACGACAGACACAAGCGGCGGCGCAGCAGGAGCCGCGACAGGAGGCGCAGCCCACCCCCGCGCCGCAGGAGCCGGUCAAGGAGCAGGGGCCGCGGGGGCGACCGGGACAGGGACCGGCGGUAG
Messenger RNA from Monoraphidium neglectum, 735 nucleotides. RefSeq lists its product as hypothetical. The transcript has a single exon. NCBI's taxonomy places the organism in Eukaryota, Viridiplantae, Chlorophyta, Chlorophyceae, Sphaeropleales, Selenastraceae. The record is from RefSeq and is a predicted model, not a curated record. The annotation marks the transcript as partial.